Molecule: messenger RNA, 825 nt
Organism: Microdochium trichocladiopsis
Lineage: Eukaryota; Fungi; Ascomycota; Sordariomycetes; Xylariales; Microdochiaceae
Exons: 2
Source: RefSeq, a predicted model, not a curated record
GGUAUUGGCCGGUGCCUUGUCCGUCGAUUCUGCGAGCUCGGAUACCGCGUCUAUGUCCUGGACAUACAGGAGGACGAGCUCGAGCACACCGUCCGCAAACACUUGAAGAAGUAUUCGGACGCGGGUCAGCUUGGCUAUGGCCUGUGCGAUCUGCGCGACACGGCUGACAUCCGGAAGCAUGUCGACGAGGCGGCCAAGUUCUUGGGCGGCAGGAUCCAUGUCCUCGUCAACAAUGGCGGCAUUGCCCACCCCUUCUGGAAGGAUGGGAAGACCAUGGCUGACCAAGAGACGUUGGAGGAAUGGAAGGCCUAUAUCGAUACAAAUCUCACGGCUCCCUUCGCUGUAUCUCAGGCCUGCAUACCAUACAUGCGCCACGAGGCCGACAGCCAGGAAGCCCGCCAUGACGACGACAGCGAGGCUGGGCCGUGCAUCAUCCACAUCAGCAGCUUCCGCGCGCACCACAGCGAUCCGAACCAGGAGGGCUACGCGAGCAGCAAGGCGGGCCAGCUGGGCCUGAUGCACAGCAUGGCCGUCAGCCUGUCGCAGUGGGGUAUCAGGGUCAAUGUCGUCUCGCCGGGCCGGAUCAAGGCGACGCACGAGUGCAAGGAGGGCGACGAGAAGGGCACGGAGUGGGCUCAUCUGAACGAGAAGCAGGACGUGGACGACCACUUGUCGAACCGGGCGGGGAGGCCCAAGGAUAUUGCGGACGCAGUCGAGUACCUGGUAGAUGCCGGGUUCGUGUCAGGACAUGAGAUUGUGGUUGAUGGAGGUGCGAGCAAGAUCAAGGCCCGGAUGGGCGCCAUUAACCUGCCAUCUGGUGGAUAG